AGCUCCGCUCAUGGCAUGGAAGCUGAAGCAGCACUACGGAUAUGGGAGCGCACUUUGCUGUAUGAGACUCCGCUUCGCUUCGCAACAUUUCUUAGUGAUGGCGACACGAAAGCAUAUAACGGAGUUUGUGAUGCCAAGGUGUACGGUGCAGGUGCCAUCUGCAAGGAGGACUGCACUAAUCAUGUUGCAAAGCGCCUAGGCACUGGCAUACGCAAAUUGCCGACACCACUGCCCAGAGGUGAGAAGCUCAAGCCUGCCACCAUUGAAAAGCUGCAGACAUAUUAUCAGAUCGCCAUCACGGGCAAUAGAGGCAACCUACGGGACAUGUACACUGCCAUAUGGGCGUCCUACUUUCACUCUUGCUCCACUGAUGGUGCUGGUAGCCACAACUUCUGCCCACCAGGCCAAGAAUCGUGGUGCAAGCACAAGCGUGCUGAAGCAAUGGGCGAGCCUGCACCACAGCAUACACCACUUCUGACAAAGGCACAGGGCCGGGCACUGCUGCCCAUAUACAAGCGCCUUUCUGACGAGAAGCUGCUGGCUCGAUGCCUUCGAGGGAAAACUCAGAACGCUGCUGAGUCUCUCAACAGCAAGGUGUGGCUGCUGUGCCCAAAAACAAAGUUUGCUUCCCGAAGUGCUGUGGAGACUGCCACAGCCAUUGCUGUGCUCUGGUAUAACCGGGGCCAUGCAAGCUUCGAGGUGGUCCUGGAGGAGCUUGGUGUUCUACCACCAGCAAGCUUGACCACCCUGGGGGACUACAGCGACAAGAGGUGCAUUCAGAAGAUGAAUGCCCAACAGACUGCUGAGGCGAGGGCUCACCGCCGCACAUCGGCCAAGAGAGCUCGCCUACAGGACUCCGCUCGGAAGGACCCCGAAGGAGUUACAUACAGUGCGGGUGAAUUCUAG
Molecule: messenger RNA, 906 nt
Organism: Rhipicephalus microplus (southern cattle tick)
Lineage: Eukaryota; Metazoa; Arthropoda; Arachnida; Ixodida; Ixodidae
Source: RefSeq, a predicted model, not a curated record